AUGGGUAGGGGAAUCUUUGUCUUGGGGCUACCAUAUGCUGUCCUUCAGAGUGGGUUCUGUGGUAUUCUUCUGAUUAUCUUGUCUGCAGUCAUCUGUUGCUACACUGGCAAAAUUCUGAUCUCCUGCUUGUAUGAAGAAAAUAAAGAUGGACAUCGUAUAAGAGUGAGGAAUUCAUAUCAGGAUAUCGCCAAGGCCUGUUGCCAAAACAUGUUUACCAUAGCAGCAGGCACUUUAGUGAGUGUUACUCAGCUGUUUGAGCUAAUAAUGACCUGUAUACUAUAUCUGUUAGUGAGUGGGAAUUUAUUGUCAAAUACUUUUCCAUCUCUCCCAUUGAGCGAGAAAUCCUGGUCAACCAUUGUCUUUGUUUUAUUGCUUCCAUGUGUGUUAAUCAAAAAUCUCAAAAUUGUUUCCAAAUUUAGUCUCCUAUGUUCCUUAACUCACUUUGCUAUAAUUCUUAUUAUAAUAACAUAUUGCUUAACACAGAUUCAAACGUGGUCCUUGGACCAGUUCAAAAUUCCUAUUCAUUUUGAAAACUUUUCAGUAUCAGUAGGCGUAAUAAUCUUUAGUUAUACUUCACAGAUAUUUCUUCCAAGCAUUGAAGGGAACAUGAUAAACAAGACAGAUUUUGACUCUAUGUUAACCUGGACUCAUGUGCUUGCGUGCAUACUAAAGACGCUAUUCUCAUUAGCUGCAUUUCUAACAUGGGGUGGGUACACAAAGGAAGUAAUAUGUGACAAUUUGCCAACUUAUUUAGAGAUUUUAGUAAAUUUGUGCCUUUUAACUAAGGCUCUCCUUUCCUACCCAUUGCCUUUUUAUGCUGCUUUGGAAACGAUUUACACCAGUAUAUUUAAUGUAUCUUGUUUAGAAAAGAAGUCAGCGCUAUUUGACAUGUUAUUAAGAACUGUUUUGCUUGUGUUGACAUUUAUAUUAGCCAUAUAUAUUCCUCACUUUGUUCUACUCAUGGGGCUAACAGGAAGUGUGACUGGGUCUGUCAUGGCGCUAAUUUUGCCUGCAUUAUUCCACUUGAAGUUAAAACAGGACAAAUUAACUGUGUUUCAAAAAUCUGUUGAUAUCAUCAUAAUCUUUUUUGGUUUCAUCUGUGGCAUCAUGGGAAUUGUGUGCUUCAUAAAAAGACUGUUUAAAGUAUUUCAGAGAAAUUAA
Messenger RNA from Bombina bombina (fire-bellied toad), 1161 nucleotides. Its product is annotated as vesicular inhibitory amino acid transporter-like. Gene Ontology annotation, biological process: amino acid transmembrane transport. Lineage: Eukaryota; Metazoa; Chordata; Amphibia; Anura; Bombinatoridae. The record is from RefSeq and is a predicted model, not a curated record. Gene Ontology annotation, molecular function: amino acid transmembrane transporter activity. The transcript has 2 exons. Bases 1 to 1161 code for a protein of 386 amino acids. Gene Ontology annotation, cellular component: vacuolar membrane.